This is a messenger RNA of Symbiodinium sp. CCMP2456, 1175 nucleotides long. The record is from the annotation of a GenBank genome assembly. Lineage: Eukaryota; Dinophyceae; Suessiales; Symbiodiniaceae.
GUAUCGAUCCUGCCAGCUUGUCGCAUGCCGCUCGACACGGGACACUGGGGAAAGAUAAACACCUGACGGAAGCCUUGGUCAAAAGAGCUCUCGUCUGGAAGCAUCGGGAUGUCGUGAAGGAGGCCGUGGCCGGCGAUCUGCGGGAGGUGGCGGCAGCAGUUGCCGAUGCAUACACACUCCGGGCACUUACGAAAGCAGCGGUGGAGGAGGACCUCUUCCGAGCUCUGGUCCUCGAGCAGGUUGAGAAGCUCAGGCAAGAAGCGGAGGAGAAUGGGGAGGUCGCCAUCGACGGUGUAUUUAGUGAUGACGAGGGCAGCGCUGGGAAGACGGUAGACCUCGAGUCUUUAGACCUGGGCCUGUUCACCGAGUCACCGGGCCCGGCGCAGCUCUUCCAUCAGUGUAUCCCCGUGAUUUGGGUCACGCUGAUCAACAUGUGGCCAGGGCUUCUCUCGCAGUAUCUGCAGAUGAUCUGGUGCAAGCCCGUUUCGGGAGAGGGAGGAGUCGUUAUGCGGCUACAGCCGCAUCCUGAUGUGGAAUGCUGGACCGGUGAUCACCUUCCCAUCGCCUAUAUCGCCAUCAUCGGACUUACCGUCUGGUGCAUCGGCAUCCCGCUGCUGCUUUACUUGGCGAUUUGGCGGCUGCAAGAUCGGAACACCCAGGAAAAUUUCAGGACUUACGGUUACUUCAUCGAUGGCUUCGAGCCCGCGUACUGGUGGUGGGACAUCCUGAUCAAGCGCGGAGACGUUGCUAUCAUGAUGCUGGUCACCUACACUUCCGUCGCCGAUGAUGAGAAGGCGAAGCUGCUGAUCUAUCCGUUCAUCUCGGGGGGGCAUCUGGCGAUUACGGCCUGGUGCCGGCCUUUCCUCAACAACCAGGCAGAGAUUCUCGACUUCCUUGAGUACAUCCUCUCGAGUUUUCGUUUCCUUUUUUUCAGCGGCAUUGCCUUGCUGCUCAUCUUCCACUCGCAGGACACCCUCUGGGCCAUGGCCAGUGUGCUGGUCUCGAUGCUGGUUCUGAUGUGCCUCUACUUUGCUCUGCACGUGAUCGCGCAGGUGAUGCGCAAAGCUUCGAAAGACAUGCAGGAGGAGGACGAAGAGUCGGCGACCGCAGAUUUCUUCCGACGUCAGUCAACUGAGGUCUCCACGCCAUCUAAAGCCGCCAGCUCGGGCAAAGAG